Molecule: messenger RNA, 982 nt
Organism: Salvelinus namaycush (lake trout)
Lineage: Eukaryota; Metazoa; Chordata; Actinopteri; Salmoniformes; Salmonidae
Product: carbohydrate-responsive element-binding protein-like
Exons: 6
Coding region: 1-717 (238 amino acids)
Biological process (GO): regulation of transcription by RNA polymerase II
Cellular component (GO): nucleus
Molecular function (GO): DNA-binding transcription factor activity, RNA polymerase II-specific; RNA polymerase II cis-regulatory region sequence-specific DNA binding; protein dimerization activity
Source: RefSeq, a predicted model, not a curated record
AUGGACUGGACACAGUCCAGGAGUAUAACUCACGUCUCUGCUGAGCAGAAGAGACGUUUCAACAUCAAGCUAGGCUUUGAUAUUCUGCACAGUCUCGUCACCACGAUGAGCUCUCAGCCAAGUAUAAAGAUCAGCAAGGCCAUGACUCUACAUAAGACAGCAGAGUACAUCAGUCAGAUUCAACAGGAGAGAGCUCAGCUGUAUGAGGAGGCUCAGAGACUCAGAGGCCAGAUUCUGCUCCUUAACUCUACCAUCAAUGUGUACCAGCUGCAGCUGCCCGUCACUGGCAUGCCCAUCACCUGCCAACGCUUUGACCACAUGAGGGAGAAGUUCAGAGAGUACGUUCGGGCACGGACUCUACAGAACUGGAAGUUCUGGGUCUUCAGCAUCAUGGUAGAGCCCCUGUUUGAGUCCUAUAACAGGAUGGUGUCCACAGCCAGUGUAGAGGAUCUGUGUCGUACUACUCUGUCCUGGCUGGACCAGUACUGCUCCCUACCUGCCCUCAGACCCAUGGUCCUUAGCUCACUCCGCCUCCUCAGCACAUCCACGUCCAUCCUGACAGACCCCAGUCUGGUCCCAGAGCAGGCCACCCAUGCAGUCACCCAGGCCCAGAGCCUCCCCCACCCUACCCGUCCCCAGGACCAUUCCCCCUCCACGUGGCCCAUCAACACCCCUUCCACAUGGCCCAUCAACAGGGAAAACACACAGCCUAUGUGACCCUAUGGAACAAUUUCAAUAGAUGGAAAACCAAGCCGUGCCAAAGGAUCACAGAGCUGAACCCACUUUAAAGCACACAUACAAUAGGCACUAGUGCUGAGUGAUUUACCAAAAUGUCUGCCAUUUUUUCAGGUUUUAAACCAACAUCAGUUCAAUUAUUUGAAUUCCAUUUCGUUCUGUUUUUUCUCUUCUCCGAGUGUAAUUUUCACGCCCUGGCCAUAGAGAGGCUUUUAUUCUCUAUUUUGGUUAGGCCAGGGUGUGACUA